CGCUGCGCUCCGAGUAUGCAAGAUGGCGGCGAGUGUGUUUUCAUGCUGAAUAGGUGCGGUUCCUUCUUCUGAGCGAUCGUAAUCGUAGUCGCCGCACCUGUUUCUUACGUUUCGAGUCGUGCUUACAAGAAACGCGUUCAGCGAAAGCUCGGAAUCGUUCGAACGUCGAGUCGUCGAACUCGGGAGAGACAGACUCAAAUCUCCAUUGAGCCACCCUCGAAACGCGUGUCAGCUGUCAGAUGUUUGUAUACGCGCGAUCGCGUACGACGCGUCGCGAGCUACAGACAACACGUAAUAGUGGUUCACGAUAGUGACGUCGGUUUCAUGAGACACGACCGAAUCCUUGUCGAACGAAGAGAGAGAGUCCGGCGCAGAUAUGGAGAGUUUGGAAGCUUUGGGAUGGUAUCUAUCUGAUCAUGGUUAUAAUGCGGCAACUGAUUCAGGUAAUGUGGUGGACACACAGAAGAUAGUAAAACGACUGCUAGAUUUUGAUUUGAAAGAGAUUGGCAGUGGAAAUGGAGAUAUUAAUCAGGGCAACAUUGUAUUGCAAAUACAAAAGAUACGUAAUGUAGCUGCACCCAAAGGAAAUGAGGAAUCAAAAGCAGCUCCGCGAAUGUUAAAAUUAUCGUUGACAGAUGGGAAGAAUAAUUUUCAAGCCUUAGAAAUUGAACAUAUAUCAGCUUUAAGUUUAAACACACCACCUGGUACAAAGGUGUUAAUAAAGGGUGCGCUACCUGUGUCGCACGGACUUCUUCUGUUAACACCUUCAUAUUUAGUUCACAUACUUGGAGGAAAAGUUGCCAAUUUAAUAGAAAAAUGGGAAUUAAAUAAGAAAUUAGCUUCCCAUACUCGAGUAAGAUCUGCUGAAGAAGGUGGGCCACCACCAUGGAUACCAUUUGGUAAGAAAAUUAUUAAAGUAUCAGAGCAGGAUAAAAAUUUCAAAGCCCUGGCAGAAAAGGAAAAACCUACCAAGGAAAAUAGUGAGUUUGAGGCCCAGCGCAAGGAUGCGAUAGCGGAAGCUGCCAAGCAAGGCAGUAAGAAAGUAUUUGGUGGUGGGAAUAAGCAGCUAUUGGAUUAUAGUGUACAGAAAAUCGUGGAUCGUGGAUUUACCAUAGAGCAAGCAGAAUACGCUUUAAGAGUUAAUAGAAAUAAUGUAGAUAGAGCUCUGAAAAGUCUGCUAAAGACCGACACCAAACAUAAUAACGCCAAGGAAUCUCGAGAGCCGCGUGGCAAACGGGAAAAGAAAACCGAGGAGAGUAAACCUAGCAGUGGAAAGAUAUCUCUAUUCGAUUUUCUCGAAGAUAAAUUACCUGUGCAACCCGAGAGUAUCGAAACAAUUAAUUUGUCGCAAAGCAAUUACGUGCAAAAUAACGAAAGUAAUCAGGAACGUUUUGAAUCGAGAGAUACACAAAGUGGAAGAGGUGGACGGAAUCAAAAGGGUGGUCGCAGUUACCAACCACCUCCGAGACAUUCGGAGGAACAUAGAAAUAAUAAGCGAACAAAUAACAGUAAUUCCACGACGUAUUCGCAAUACAACGGCGCUGGCCACGUGCCGCAGAACAAACCACCGCGGUUUCAACGUAACCAGGAAUCUCAGUAUCAAUAUCAACAAGACGGUGGCAGAGAAACGUAUCAGAAGUUUCAGCCGAACGAUUACAGAAAUACGAAUACUCAGUCACGUGCAAGUAAUCUAAACGCCAGUGGUAACGAUAACUAUAACAGAAUUCAAGCUGAGUUCCAAGGAAAGAAUCUCGGUAGUAACAGAAACUAUAAUCACCUCGAACCCGAGGCUGGAAAUAGGCAUUCUUAUGAUGCUUCUUAUAAUAGGCAUAAUCGAGCUCAGCAAAACGGCACCCCUAAAGUAUAUUCAUCUAAUACAACUGAGCAGAAUUUUAAGAGUCAACCCAGAUAUCAGUCAAAUGUUGGAAAUAGGAUGCCCAUGAAUCCCAACGUAUAUAGAAACGAGAAUAAUUACGAUAGCCACAAUGCUAACUCAAGUACGUGGGUAUGGCAAGUAGGUGACAAGUGUAUGGCCAAAUAUUGGGAAGACAAUAGAUAUUACAAUGCCGAAGUCACUGGCGUUUCCGAAAGGACAUGUGUAGUCCAAUUUAAAGGAUUUGAAAAUUACGAGGAAGUGCUUCAAGUAGAUUGUAUACCAAUAACAGAUGACUUUCAGAUUCAGGAUCAAAUUUCAGAUAUGAGACGGCAAGAUCAGCGUUCGAAUAACCGACAGCCACGCUACGAUCAGAGUCACAAUCACAUAAAUGUAGGUAUGGAAUUUCGACGAGGAGGAAGCGGUGCUGUCGGUGGCAAUAAAGGAUACAAUAAGAAACGAAGUCAGCAACGAAGCACACAACCAAUUUACCAACCGCCAGCACAAAGAGGCCACAAUUCUCUGCCAAUUAAUAAUCAAAAUAAUUCUCAACAUAAUCCCUUCCUUUAAUGUAACUCUAGUCUUGCAUCCUUAGUAAAAAAAAGAGUAAUUUCAGAUCUUACUAUUGAAGCAGUUGCAUUCGCUACUGAGGAUUGAUCUAACAGGUUGCCACGCUAAAGGAGAGUUUAGAUAGAUGGAGAGUUUAUAUUAACCAUUGAUAGGCAGCGAGUUGUGUGCCACAUUUGAUUUCUAUUAGAGCUGAAUUGAAUUUAAUACCAAGCAAGUUGGUUUUUCAGGAAAGGAAGGAAUUAGAAGGCUGUUACUGUAAAAUAUUGAAAUAUGUGUUCUUGGAAUAUUAAAUUACUUGUAUUGUAGGAAAAUUGAUUUUUACUACAAAAUGACACAGGGCAAUGUCUGUACCUCGUCCACUUUAGCUAUAAUACAGUUGUAAUGAAAC
Monomorium pharaonis (pharaoh ant) is the source of this 2831-nucleotide messenger RNA. It is a transcript of the gene Tdrd3, whose product is annotated as tudor domain-containing protein 3. The transcript is spliced from 11 exons. Lineage: Eukaryota; Metazoa; Arthropoda; Insecta; Hymenoptera; Formicidae. Gene Ontology annotation, molecular function: protein binding. Bases 377 to 2443 code for a protein of 688 amino acids. Gene Ontology annotation, cellular component: nucleus. The record is from RefSeq and is a predicted model, not a curated record.